Molecule: messenger RNA, 1125 nt
Organism: Metarhizium robertsii ARSEF 23
Lineage: Eukaryota; Fungi; Ascomycota; Sordariomycetes; Hypocreales; Clavicipitaceae
Product: tetratricopeptide repeat domain-containing protein
Exons: 3
Coding region: 1-1125 (374 amino acids)
Molecular function (GO): protein binding
Source: RefSeq, a predicted model, not a curated record
AUGAGCGUGUAUUCUUCCUAUGAGACGAUCUAUGUUGGCCUCGAAAAUAAGAAUGACCAACGGUCAAUGGAUGCACUUGAACUGUCGAAGAUGUUCUCGUUCUUCUACCGCGAGAACGUCGAGUUUGAUCUAAUCAAAAGUACGGCCACGAACCCCCGGCAAGAACGAGAAGACGCCCAGGCGAAGGAGCAAGCCGCCAAGCAUGUGCUCGUAUAUUCUAGAUCCAGGACAUGGAAGACGGUGUUUCGCGACUGGGUUAUUGCUCGCGCAGAGCAAUGUACUAGACCUAGGACUGUUCUUCCGGACGUUAUGAGGGAUGAAGCAGACACACCAUUUGAUGAAGACCGGUUGCGAAGGACGCUGUCUCUUGUGGUUCGACUUGGCAUAGAAGCAAUUACGCAACGUUUGGAGGGAAAACAGAGAACCCUCAGUCAACCUUGGGCAUUGACGUGGCUUAUACCUCGGCAGGGCUUUCGAAGCUUCCAGACGGCUGAAUAUGCCAAGUUCAGUCUGCACCUGCACUGUGGUUAUUAUGCCAAGGCUGAGGAGCUUCAGGUGCAAGUGAAGGAUUAUAUCCUCGCAAACCUAGGCCCCGAGUUCAUUGACUUCAUUAGUGAGGAGCAUCUACCGCGUCCCCAUCAGAUGAGUGACGGGGUUGUGCAAAUUGGCGUCAGAGAACUUGGACGUGAGCACCUGUUUACUCUCAAAUCCAAGCUGACGCUGGGAAGGAUCAAGACUGCCAUGAAUCAGUUCGAAGAGGUCGAAGAGAUUUUUCUAGAUGGUUUGCCAGUCGCUGAAGGGAACCUGGGCGAGCACCAUCUAGGAACGCUCACGGCUCGAACCGGGCUUGCGCAUCUUGACUGGCGCCAAGGACGAUAUUCGCACGCUGCGGCCAUAUUGGAGGAUGUCAUCCAAAAGCGCGAUUAUGAACAAUCCAAGCGCACGGAUGGGAAACUUACAGAUCGCAGGAAGUGGGAUGUCCAUGUUCACAGUUUAUUUUACUUACUGUAUUCGAUUCAAAUCGGAUAUUAUUUUGUCCAAGAGACUCAGCUAAGACGAAGUUACGCAUUCUAUGCGAAGCAAUGUGGUUCCUGGCCCACUGCUGCGAGGACCAGGGGAAAAUGA